Ceutorhynchus assimilis (cabbage seed weevil) is the source of this 1624-nucleotide messenger RNA. The record is from the annotation of a GenBank genome assembly. Lineage: Eukaryota; Metazoa; Arthropoda; Insecta; Coleoptera; Curculionidae.
GUGAAUUUCAUUUUGGAAAAAGGCCAAACAGGAGAUUUUCAAAAAAUCAUCCUGUGUAGGCGCGAUCGAAAAGUCGAAAAUAGACAACAAUGCACUUUUAUUUUUAGAGUUUCGAGUUCCUGGUUUUGUAAAAAUUAGGUCGUUUGAAUUAAAUUUAGAAAACUAUUAAUGAUAUAAAACUAUGAACCAACGCACCGCAAACCGCUUAAACACCGCUAUAAACCAAUAUUUGGAUAGUCGCGAUUUGCUGGAUAAAAAUCCAGGGUGGGUAAUACAGGAAUCUCUGGUGGGUGGACUAGGGGUGUUCGCCACUCGGGACUUACAACCAGGCGAAGUGAUUUUUAGAGAUUCUCCAGUCAUAAUCGGACCUCGUUGUUUGCCAGAUUGUUCUAGAAUUUGUGCAAGUUGCUUAAGUAAAACACCUUUAAAACAAUGCAAAAAUGGUUGCGGGUUGGAUUUGUGCCUCAACUGUCCGAGUACGGGGCACCAGAACCAAUGCGAAUUCAUUCGCAAGUGUUUGCCGAAAAGUGUCGCUCUGACUGAGGAUUUUCGAAAAACCCUUUACGAAAACUACACGCCAAUCACCAGCUUGUUUUUGAGCGAAAAAGACAAAGACGUCAUUAGGUGUCUUAUUGCGCACGACAGAGACAGACAUGGUCAUGAAAUUGACAGCUUAAAAACCAUCGGGCUUCAGUUUGAAAAAAACGACGAAAAAUUCAUGAGGUUUGUUUGUUGCGCUAUGGACGCCAAUGCUUUUGAAGUUACUGUUGGCACAAAUGAGUCACAAACUAGCGUAAGAGGUCUUUAUCCGUUGGGUAGCCUUGCGAACCAUUCAUGCGUACCGAACACCACCCACGUGUUCGACAAUGACCAACGCAUGAUAGCAACUGCCUCAAAAUUCAUCGAAAAACAUUCGGAAAUUUUCCAGUCCUACACGAGACUCACUUGGGGUACCGCUGCUCGAUUGUACCACUUGCACAUUACCAAACAUUUUGUUUGCAAAUGUCCUAGGUGCAAAGAUCCUACGGAGUUUGGUACCUUUAUGGGUUCCGUUUUGUGUAAAUUGUGCCGAGGCAUCGUGAGCCCUUUGAAUCCGUUCAAAGCCGCCGCCAGGUGGCGCUGUCGCGAUUGUCAAAACGUCAUCACCGGCAAAGAUACCGGAGAACUUAUGACUUUGUUAGGUUCCAUUUUGAAAAACAUGGCUUCAGACGAUUUUCCAUUUAUGUUGAAAUUUCUCAAUGGGAAGUUGAAAGACGUCGUGCCCGAUGAUAAUCAGGUGGCUGUCGAGUUGAAAUUUAAAAUUGUGUGGAUUUUGGGGCACAGAAACGGGUACAAAUGGAACGACCUGCCAACCGAAUUGUUGCAAAUAAAAAAAACCAUUUGCGAAGAUCUACUGCAACUUUUGGAAAAACUGCGUUGCGGUCAGAGUAAAAUGCGCGGUUUGUUACUCUACGAGCUCUUUUGUUGCAAACGAGAAUUUUACAAUAGAGACAACAAGCAAAUUACGGAAAUUCAAGCCUUACUGCACGAAGCGGCUUUGAUUUUGAAAUACGAUGCAACUGCAAACGAAGAACUUAAAAAUGCUUGGAAAAUCGAUUCGAUUUGACAAUAAAGUUGUUUUGAA